AUGCAUGCUCUCGCCGUGGUGGUGCUGUGUCUAACGACAUUCACCCCCUUCACCCUCGGAAAGUGCCAGCAGAGGAACUCCACAUUCUACAAUCCUAUCCUGCCGGGCUUCCACCCCGAUCCGAGCUGCAUCUUCGUCCCUGAAUUGGAUGACACCUUCUUCUGUGCUUCCUCUAGCUUCAAUGCCUUCCCGGGCAUCCCCAUCCAUGCGAGCAAGGACCUGCAGAACUUCAAGCUGAUAGGGCAUGUCUUGAGUCGUCGAGAGCAGUUGCCUGCCCUGGCCGAGACCAACAGGUCUACGAGCGGAAUAUGGGCCCCAACGCUGAGAUAUCACGAGGGGGACUUUUGGCUCGUCACCACUCUCGUGGACGAUGAGCUUCCCCAAGAUGACUUCUCUCGCUGGACCAAUAUCAUAUUCAAAGGCAAGGACAUCUAUGACCAGUCGUCUUGGUCCAACGCUAUCCGCUUCAACUUCACCGGCUACGACACGUCGCCAUUCUGGGACGUGGAUGGCAAAUCCUACAUUACCGGAGCCCAUGCCUGGCAGGUAGGUCCAUACAUUCAACAAGCCGAGGCGAACCUGGAUACGGGUGAGGUUGGCGAAUGGCAAAUCAUCUGGAACGGAACCGGUGGGAUGGCCCCUGAAGGCCCUCACCUCUACCAUAAAGAUGGCUACUACUAUCUGCUGGCCGCUGAGGGUGGCACCGGCUUGGAACAUAUGGUUACCAUGGCCCGUUCGAAGAACAUCAACGGCCCGUUCGAGGUCGACCCUUCGAACCCGGUCCUCACGAAUGCCAACACGACAAAUUACUUCCAGACACUCGGCCACGCUGAUUUGUUCCACGAUGCGAAUGGGAACUGGUGGUGUGUCGCCCUGUCCACACGCUCGGGACCAGAGUAUAUCAACUACCCAAUGGGCCGCGAGACCGUCAUGACGCCAGUGACAUGGCCAGAGGGAGGUUGGCCCCGCUUCACCCAGGUCCAAGGUGAGAUGAGUGGCUGGAAGUUGCCUGCGCCUCAGAAGGACAUCAAGGGGGAUGGCCCCUUUAUCACGGAAGGCGACGAUAUCGACUUUGCCCCUGGAUCAUCUCUCCCGGCACACUUCACCUACUGGCGCUACCCAAUUCCAGAGUCAUUCGCAAUAUCUCCCCCCAGCCAUCCGAACACUCUCCGUCUCACACCGUCGGUUCUUAAUUUGACCGCACUCAACGGAAACUAUGCCGGCCCAACGGGACAGACCUUUGUCGGGCGUAGACAGCAGGAUAGCCUCUUCACGUAUAGCGUCAACCUCGACUUCUCGCCCACCGUCAAGGAGGAAGAGGCGGGGGUGACUGUGUUCCUGACCCAGAACCACCAUCUAGACAUGGGAGUUGUGCUCCUCCCGGCGAGCUCCGCCACGGCAGCAUUCCCCGGCACGAACAAGACCGAGCCUUCCGAUCCUUCGGGGCUGAUCCCGCACAUCCGGUUUAGGGGCAUCUCCUAUAUUCCCGUCCCGGAUCCGGUCAUUGUCCCGCUGCCAACCGCGUGGGUCGGGGCGGACUUGAGGCUGGAGAUCAAGGCUGCGAACAUCACUCACUAUUCAUUCGCAGUUGGGCCGGCCAAUGCUUGGUCCGAGAUGAAGACAAUCCUCUACGCGUCCAAUGAUGCCGUCAGCUGGGGCUUCACUGGCACGAUCCUUGGCAUAUAUUGCACGAGCAACGGUGGUCAGGGGAAGACGGAGGCGUACUUCUCCGAGUGGUCGUAUCUUCCCCAGGGGCAGUUCAGGAACUAA
Molecule: messenger RNA, 1770 nt
Organism: Phialemonium atrogriseum
Lineage: Eukaryota; Fungi; Ascomycota; Sordariomycetes; Cephalothecales; Cephalothecaceae
Product: glycosyl hydrolase
Exons: 10
Coding region: 1-1770 (589 amino acids)
Biological process (GO): carbohydrate metabolic process
Molecular function (GO): hydrolase activity, hydrolyzing O-glycosyl compounds
Source: RefSeq, a predicted model, not a curated record